This is a messenger RNA of Vollenhovia emeryi, 6308 nucleotides long. It is a transcript of the gene chico, whose product is annotated as insulin receptor substrate 1. Gene Ontology annotation, molecular function: phosphatidylinositol 3-kinase binding; insulin receptor binding. The record is from RefSeq and is a predicted model, not a curated record. Gene Ontology annotation, biological process: insulin receptor signaling pathway. The transcript has 11 exons. Gene Ontology annotation, cellular component: plasma membrane; cytosol. NCBI's taxonomy places the organism in Eukaryota, Metazoa, Arthropoda, Insecta, Hymenoptera, Formicidae. Bases 725 to 4420 code for a protein of 1231 amino acids.
CGUCUGUGUGUGUUGUGCGUGUCGUGGCGAGAGAAAGAGAGAGAGAGAGAGAGUGAGAGAGGGUCCCGUCGCCUCUCGCUGGAAUACAUCCGGCGGCCACGUACCCGGCGAUCCCGCGGACUUGACGCGCGUCGGAAAGGAAUCGGAGCGGAGAGUCGCGUCCCGCGUUGCGUUGCGUUGCGUCGCGUCGCGGUUGACCGUCGUCGAGCGAGUGCGACGAGCGACGGUCAGCGACGACGACGUCGGUCGGCGACGUUCGCGUCGCUCGCAAUCACGGUCGCGCGAGUGCGACGACGCGCGAGCCGUCGGUGUGCGUCGUCCCGAGUGCCCUGAGAGCGAGAUAGAAGAGGACGUUCGGCGCGAGUGUGGGAAUCCUCGUCGCUCCCAGCCACAAUGAACUUCCGCGCUGUUGUGCGUGACGCGGCCCCUCGCUGAGGAGACGGAGGCGCACGUGUGAGACGACGCGCCGCUCUCCCCCGGGGCCGCGAGUCGUCGGAAAGGGCGCGCGCGCCGCCGACUCGCAUGCUCGAGGAGAAAGGUACGGGCAGCGGGAGGCGAGCGGGGACGAUAAUAGCCGGGAUACCAUGUGAAUGAUACGGAGAACGCGCAGGGCCCGACGCUUGCACGUACUCGAGGGGGGGGGAUUCGCGCGUGGUCCGCGACAACGGCGAUUACGACGUCAACGACGACCACGGCGGCGAUCGUCUCGGCCGUCAUCCCGACGAUGUCCUCGGGCAGGGGCCCGGCGUCGCCCUCGGGCGGGCCCGUGAUCCGCUGCGGCCACCUCAAGAAGCUCAAGACGAUGAAGAAGAAGUACUUCGUGCUGCGCGGCGAGGGGCCCGGCUGCUUCGCCUGCCUCGAGUAUUACGACAGCAAGAAGAAAUUCGAGAACAGGCAGCCGCCGAAGCGCAGCAUACUGCUGCACAGCUGCUUCAACAUCAACAAGCGCGGCGACACCAAGCACAAGCACGUGAUCGCGCUCUACACCAAGGACGAGUGCUUCUGCCUGAUCCUCGACAGCGAGAAGGAGCUGGACGAGUGGCUCAAGGCGAUGCUGAGGCUGCAGAGCGGGGACGUGCCCGACGGGGAGCAGCCGCGGCCUACAUUCGAACACGUGUGGCAAGUUACAAUGCAAAAACGAGGUCUGGGGGCACGGAAAAACAUUCACGGACCCUACAGAUUAUGCCUCACCGAUCAAACUUUAAGUUUAGUGAAGAUCGGGGCGCAGGAUAACUCCGAUUCCAUCGAGAUUUCUCUAAAUUACAUUAGACGAUGUGGAUUCGCGAACGAUAUAUUCUACAUAGAAGUCGGCCGGUCCGCCGUGACGGGGGACGGCGAAUUUUGGAUGGCGGUCGAGGACAACAACAUCGCGCUCAACAUGUACGAUGUGAUAACGACCGCGAUGAGGAAUUCGAAGAGUAACAAGGACGAGGUGGGGCCUCGGCAGAGAACGCGCAGCUCCUCCGCCAACGAAGCCAGCAAACCUAUAUCCGUUCUCCAAAGACGGCACACGGGUCAAAAGCUUCAUGGCUUUUCGCCUCUGGAGGAACAGAAGACACACAAGGAGCAAGUGGAGCCGCUGCAAGAGCAGACUGCUACUUCCUCUGUUCUCACACAGUGUAGUCAAUCUCGGACUACCUCUUCCACCAAUACAGUCACGGCCGUUGCUGGUACCGGGGCUUGGACUACUGGGAUUGCCACGACUAAUGCCAACAGUGCCGGUACCGCUAGACGUCGUCAUUCGGUAGCGAGUCAUCCUCAUUCCGUCAAUAAUUCCCAAUCCAUUCAUGUCACAACAGCAACAAAUGCACCUAUGACCACCGUCACUGUCACUACCACCACCAUCACUGCAACCACCACUACCAUCACCACCACCAUUACUGCGACCGUCACCGCGACGAUCACUACGACCACUACCGCGACAAUAUCCCAUCAGAGAACCUUGUCGCUGCCCUUAGCUGCCGUUAUUAUCAAUCAAACGCAACCAUCUAAAAGAUCCGUUUUACGGUGUGCCACCGGGCGCGAUCGAUGUGACAGUUUGCCGUCGAGGGCUCGUACCACCAGCGAGGGACAACCGGCCACUGUCGUGUUGAGCCAUCCUAGAGGUGCCCAUAUCAUAUCGCACGUACCGCGACCGCAUUCCAUGUGUGGACGAGGCCUGUCGUAUUCUCCACCAGUCGCGUCGAUGCCUAUUAGUCCGUCUUCCGAUGUCUGCUCGUCGGAUUCGGCCGGCUCGUCACCCUCGAUGGACGAUUGCGGUGAGAAUAUUAUGGAAGAAGGCACUAUCUCGAGGUACGGGCAUUCCUUGACACCCGACGAGCCCGUAAUCUUAGAUAAGAAAGGCGACGACUACGCCCUGUGGUCGACGUCGCAUCCGCAUCUGAAAUACUCGCCAAACUUUAAAUCUCAUUCGCCCUCUCAGAGUUCCUACCAGAGUGAAAUGUACAGCCCCUGCGGUUCGAGUCCGGGCCGCGGCGGUGCAUACAUACCCAUGAGCCCGGCAACGACGGCGCACUCGCAUUCCCGCGGAUCAUCCCUCGUAGAAGAAAGCAACGUGGACGGCUAUGUACCGAUGGCACCGGUCGGAGAUGACGGUUACGUCGAUAUGGAUCCUGUAAAUAGUCACAACGGUCACUUUCCGGACGAUAUAUCGCAGAACGACGGCAGUAGCUGUUCUGUCACAUCCGGCACGCCUAGUACGGACCUGCGGUUUUCCGAGUACCACUUGGACAAGGUAACCAGCUUUUUAACACCCGGGGAAGAUAUGCAAGCGAGACCGACCAGGGCUUACUCCGUUGGAUCCAGGCCGGAACAAGCCAACAGGCAUCGUAAAAAUAGGUUGGAUAUCACUCCGCAAGACGCCAAUAGAGUACGAGCAUUUUCCGUAGGUAGUCGGUCUAAGAGGCCCGAGAUCGGAAGGUUAGCCAAUGUAAUUACCGCGCCGUUACCUUCUGGCUCGGACACCUCGAAUUCGAAGUCGAGCUCCGCGCCGUUGUUGUCGAGCUCUUGGGGACACAACUCGGGUUGCUCCGGAGCGUCCGAUCGCAUGGAGGAUCUCAUGGAAUUGGAUUUCACGAGGCCCAGUAUUCCGACCGCUCUCUCCUCGCCUCCGUCAUCCUGCUCCCAGCCUCAGUCGCAACCGCAACCGUACUCUACUUAUUCUACUGCCACCGACACUAGUUCCUACGUCGACAUGUCGCCCGGACAAGCUCCCAUAUCGACCACUGCCCCAUACGUCGAUAUGAGUGGCAUAAAUAAGAUCAACCGCAAUAACAAUAAUAAUACAAUCACUGCCAACCACAAUCAUAGCCACAUGCAUAUAUCAUCGCUAACUUUCGCCCAUAAACCUGUAAUUACAACUUUAAAGCCGGUAGAAGAAGCGGAGGGACCUUACAUGAAGAUGGACGGUACGAUAGAGGAUUGGACGCAUUCGGAGUCGAGCCCGCAACAAGUGUCGUCACCUAUUCAAGAGGAUACCUAUCAAACAAAUGGGCCGCCAGGUAGCACAAGAACGGCGCCGGUAGAUCUUCCACAACCGAGGCGUCCUCCGGAAGGGUAUGUCGAGAUGUCUUUUAAAACGCGGUUUAACCCGAAUUUAGAGCAAGACUACAUAAAUAUGAGUAUGGGCGGAAACAACCGAAACAAUCGUAAAACACGGACGGGCAGUCGCAAGGAGAAAUCGCGAUCGCAACCAAUCGCGAUUCAGGCGAACAGUAAGCCGUCUAAAACUCCAAACUUCCUACCUUUGAACGGAAGCCCGACAUCUGAGAGUCUGGCGAGCACGCCCGCCUCACCGCCGCGAGCAACGCCAACUGGUUCGUCGGCCACGAUCUUUCCCUUUUCCCUGAACAGCCCUCAGUCGCCCGUGAAGCCUUUCACGAAGAAAAACGAUGAGUUCUCCACGACAGACAUUUCCAACCAAAAUAAGAACAAUGAAUACGCGGUGAUGGAACCCGCGAAGAGGGUUUGUACGUCGUGUUCUACCCCAUUGACGGAGACAAUGUUCUCGUCGAAGGCGAAUAACGAGAAGCCACCUAGUCCCAUUAGGGGUAAGCCCAUUAACAUAAUAACGAAAAAACUCUCGGAUCUAACGGUGUCGAAACCACGUCUCGUCACGGCCUCGCCAAACACCAGUCCCACCCUGACGGGUUUCAAGCCGUCGACCGUGCAACAGCCGAAGCCAUCCUCGCCAAAGUUCAUCGACGAGACUCCCACGCUUACGCCCACAUCUACCCCCACACCUACGCCAAGUCCGUUGGACAGCGAGGGUUACGAAAAGCUCCAGCCGGGCGCGACAAUACUGCAUUACGCUAGUCUCGAUCUGCCGGAGAUCGAUAAUCCAGCGCCAGUGUCGCCGGCGUCCACACAGGAGAAUUUCACCUACGCCGAGAUCGACUUUGCGAAACUCAAGCAGACCUAAAAUAUGUGCUGUCCUGAAUGCGCAUAUUUUGCCGUCCCCGCGCCACACACAAGGCCGUGCGUGACGGGGUGGCUUGGCUGACGCCUCUUGUGUUCCCCACGAUAGCAACGAGUAGGCAGGGUAUAAUCGAUCGUUCUGACAUUGGCUCGGCUGGUCUAACGAACAGGGCGCCGGGUAGGAACUGUAUAUAUAAUUCAUUUCUUUUUCUCUCCAGCCUAAUGGCAUUAUACCGCUCGCCGAUCUUUCUAGUGUACGGAUUGGCAGCCUAUUUUAAAUCGUUUGAAAAAUAAGCAUCGUUGGUACCUAUAGUUCUGGUUGUACUGCAUUAAUAUCGUAUUUUAUCGGAAUGAUGUGAAAUUUUUUAACAUAGGCGAGAUAUACUUUUUGUCGCUGAUUCCGAAGAGAGUCCUCAAAUCUGUCCACAUAUAUGCUAUUUCUAAUAUUAAACGGUCUGUGAGUUUUAACCGAAAGGAGCAGAGUACGAAAAUGUUAUCUUUUAUUUGCUAGGUCGUCCGAGAAGUUCGUGUGAGUUUCGAGAUGUCUCUAUGAGCGUUGCGUAAGCUAUUUUAAAGUUAAAAAAUAUACAACAUUUAUAUAUUGUUUGACAAUUCAACGUGUCAUACAGUAAAGGUAUAAAGUAAAUGUUUGGUUGAGCUCAGUUGAGUUUGUGUUAGCUGUUAUUGAGUUGUAAUGAUGAAAGGUAAAAAGGUCCACUUUCAGCACGCCAUGUUUUUUAAUGCAGAAGAGGGGAAAAACGCAGAGCAGACAACGAGAAAAAUUUGUAAAGUGUAUGGAGAUGCUUUAUCAACCGUUUGGAAAUGGUUCGCUGGGUUUAAAGUGGCUAAUUUUAACGUCGCGAGAUGCAGAGCACUCUGGAAGACAUUCGGCUGCAGAUGAUAAUUAAAUCAAGGUAUAGAUCGAAAAUAACUCACAAAAUGCAAAUACGUAAAUACGUUGUUGAAGUUUUCACUUAGUAUUAAAAAAUUGUCAUUUUUACAAAAAAAGAACCCGAUACGAGCUCGGACGACCGAAUAGUUAAAUAAUAUAUUUGUAUAAUUGGUCACAGUAGAAGGAAUUUCUUGAUAUUAGAUAUAUCACCUAGUUGAAUGAGAAUUGCUUGUAAAAAUGUAUAAACCUUUUAAAUUUUAAUUUUGUUAGUGGAUUUGUGUGUUAUCUCUUUCAAAAUUUAGUUUGUUUUGUAUUAUAUUUCCAGAUGCUGACAAGCCAAAUAUGUAUAAGUCAAUUCUUUUUGCGAGAUAUUUAUAUAUAUACAUAUAUGUGUGUGUGCCUAUACAUAUGUAUAUAUAUAUAUUCAUUUGGUGUGUGUAUAUACGUAUAUAUAUGUAUGUGUAUGUAUAUGCAUAUGUACAUACCAAAUUUAACUUGUAUAUUUAUAGUAAUCUCCUAAUAGAUGUGACGAUGAAAUUUAUUUAUAUCGAUUGUUUUGGAGCUGCGCUCGUAAAUAAUAUAAAUUCUAUUACUUUCAGUAUAAAUUUUAACGAUGUACCUUUUUAUUUGCGCAUUGUAAAUUCUAUUGAAUUUGAUUCUUCUGAAAAAUCCGUAACAUCAUUGUUCUGUACAGAGAAUAGCAUGUUACUCUAUCUACAUGUUCGCUUACGCUUAUGUUUUGUAACAACCAAAUUGUCGGAUUCGAGUAUAUUCGUGCAUUGUUUUUAAUUUUUUUUAAAGAAAGUAAUAUACAUACAUGUAUAGAUACUUGCGCGAUAUUGUGUGACAUGAGAUAUCGGCUUCUAUUUUAAAUGUUUUAUCUUUUCCCGAAAUCUUUGGACAUUCAAUGAGACCUUAAAUAACGGAAUCUGCGAAGUCUUAGACGUAAGAGAAAAUGUGAGGUUUAUGGAUUUGCAAUUUUUAUAACUCGAAAAAAAAA